Contarinia nasturtii (swede midge) is the source of this 3755-nucleotide messenger RNA. RefSeq names its product nuclear pore complex protein Nup133 (gene Nup133). Lineage: Eukaryota; Metazoa; Arthropoda; Insecta; Diptera; Cecidomyiidae. The record is from RefSeq and is a predicted model, not a curated record. Bases 207 to 3671 code for a protein of 1154 amino acids. The transcript is spliced from 10 exons. Gene Ontology annotation, molecular function: protein binding; structural constituent of nuclear pore. Gene Ontology annotation, cellular component: nuclear pore outer ring. Gene Ontology annotation, biological process: poly(A)+ mRNA export from nucleus; transcription-dependent tethering of RNA polymerase II gene DNA at nuclear periphery; protein import into nucleus.
AACCGCGCAAAACUGUACAAUCAAACUGAGAGAACAGUAGAAAAAAUUGACAAACGCAUUGUUUUUCUAAAUCAUUUUAUUUGUUUAAAAUCGAGUACUUGUUAAGUGUUCAACUCAUGUGUUGUGUGAAAUCGAUAAAGUUACAUUUAAGUUUUGGAAAAAAAGAAAAUUUUGUCAAUUAUUUAAAUUGCAUUUAGUUUAGUACAAUGGAUUCGUUUAAAAGUCGAACAAGUUUGCCAUUUCCAACAUCGGCACGCAAAUCAUCAGCCAGUUCGAUUUAUUCAAGCCGUAAAUCAUUACAUGGUGGGAUUAAAAAAGCACAUGGAACAUCUAGCCGGUACAGUGUUUCAGGACGGUCGGUUCAAUCAAAUCAGAUAAUUGCACGAUCGGCAAAUAAUGUAGCACAAUCGUUUGGAUUGCAAAUCCCAAUUACUGUAAAUGAAGCGCUUAUGUUUAGCGAUCGAAAUGCAAAUGUUACCAUAAAUUGUUCCGACAAUGGAUGGGCAUGGGCAAUAUCCGGUCGUAAAUUACUUGUUUGGCAGUACAAAGAUACAAGUCAAACAUCACCAAAAAAUGACAUACAAUUGCGUACACCACAACGACGACAGGCCAUCAGCCAGUGCCGUGAAUUAACAUUGCCACAUUGUGACAUCGGACACAAAGCAUCAUUGAUCACCGUGUUUACCACAGAAGGUCAACAAAUGGCCUCAUGCUUGUCCAUUUCACCAACCGGCGAUGUUCGUUAUUGGCCAUCAAUUGCCCAUGAUGCGAUCUCAUUCGAUGAAACGGGCAUAUUGGAAGGACAAGAGUUUGAUGAACUAGUCACAAUACCAUCAGUGGGCUAUGUUUUAGUGACAACAACAUGCAAUUUAGUUUUGCUUGAAUUGCAAUCAAAUAAUGGACGAUACAAUAUUAUACAUAAACUGGUACGACCACCAACUGGUUUUCUCGGUGGAAUUGGUAAACGUUUUGCAUCGAUACUUAUCGGAAGCAAUUCACAGGAUCGAGAAAAUAGAUUCAUAAAAAUGUGCGCAAAAAUUUCCGAAUCAUCGGAUUGGUAUGUUUCGGUGCUAUCGGAUAAAUUCAUUCAACGUUGGUCCGUCGAAUUGAAUUUCAACGAGACAUUUUUGUUCGAAGAUCAACAGAUUAUAUUGAAAAUUAAACAAGCAUUCCAUCAUCGAGCCUGGCCAUCGCGUGAUAUUAACGAUGUGGAAAUGUUCAUAUUAGACAUGCAACCGAAUAAAAAUGGUGAUCUGAUUUUACUUGUUGCGGCCAUGAAUCUAUCUCAUGCACCACAAAUCCUAUUCGCACUCGUCACAUUAAUUGAACAGCAAUCGGCUUUUGCAAUCAAAGAUUUUUGUCAAAUGAAAACGACCGCCUUUUACUCGGGCGACGCAAACGAAGAAAGUUUGAAAUACAAAUUCAUUUUAACCAACUCAACUGCCUAUGUAUACGGUGAACGUUCCAUUUUUGAGGUUCUUUUAAGUGGCGUUGUUCAAAACGAUAUCGAUAACACUGAAAAAAUCGAAUUGCCUGGUCAAAAUGAUCAUAUUUUGGCGGCUGCUGUUUACAGUCAAAUACCCAUAUUUUUCUCCCGUCUAAAUGGUUUCGUCAGCAUUUCAUCGUCGGAUUUCGGCAAUUUGGAUUGCUUAAAUAGUUCGGUCGUGUCAGAAGUUUCCGAUUUUCACAUGACAAGCCAGACGUUGCACAAUGAAACUGCAACCAAUCUUACGAUCUAUGACAUUAAUCCGGAAGAUGUUUAUAAUUUACAUGAUAGCAUCAGUCAAAUAAAGGCCGCAUUCAUUUAUCAUUUGAAGAAAAAUACCACAAAAUGUUCGACCAUCAUAAAUCAAUUGUUUUCGGAUACGUCUUCAUUUGCUGCAAAUGAAUUCGAUAAUAUAAUUAUGAAAAUCGCCAAGGAUCUGGCCGAAGAUAUUCCGGCUGCGGAUCCAAGAUGGGAAGAGCAAAUUUCAAGCAACAAAUGUGCAUUGGGAAGCUCGACAUCAAUGCAAAUUAUACAGCAGCUCAAAGAAAAGAGUCGUGCAUUCACACAUUUUAUCGAUUUUCUUCAGGCAACAUCAUUGUGGGAAAAGUUGGACACGGUCAGCGAACGAAGCCAAAUUAAAGCCACUUGUCAUAUGUUAUCCGAUAUUAAUGAAAAAAUUAUCGCCGCAAUUGCCCUGAAAGGGAUUCAUAAUCAAUUUUCCGCCAUAAUUGAUGACACAAUUGAUGUUACAUUGAAAAAACGCAAUGAGAUUCCACCAGAAAAUUUAACGUCACAGGACAUUUUCUAUGUUCAAGUUACACGUAUUCAUGAAUUUUUUAAAUCACUCACAAGUCUUGCCGACGAAGCCAUUCAACAAGAACAAAAUCCAUCAAAAUCAUCACAGCUAUUGCUUGAUAUCAGUCAAAUUGUUUUGACAAUCCUGCACGAAGUUUUCAAAUUCCGUGAGCUUAAAACAACCAUAUUCAAAUUACCAGCCGAUAAAAUGAAUAAAUUUGAGUAUUUGCCAUGGACAGCAGCAUCCAUUCCAAAUGGCAUUCGCGAUGGAAUAUUACAUGUUAUAAAUAUCAUAACAAAAAAUGGAGUACGUUCUACGGCUGAGCCCGAAAUGCGACAACAACAUUUCAAAAAUCUCGUUGAAUUGGUUGAUUUCUAUUUGGACGGUCGUAAGGCAUAUCUCGAAAGCAUCAAAGAGCUAGAUAAAUAUGACACAUUGUACCGAAAGUAUGAGGCUGAACGCAGUGACUUAAUUUUCAAUUUUGUCGAUGGUGGACAGUACGAAUUGGCAGCCAAAUUAGCUGAAAAGUAUUUAGAUUUUAAGACUUUGGUUGUAAUUUGUGAUCAGACAAAGAAUCAAUCUCGUCUAGAAGAAUACAUUGAACGAUACAGAGAUCAAGACUUUUCACAAUUUGCCAUCAAUUGGCAUUUACAGCAGAAUAAACGCGGUGAUUUAUUUGAACGUUUCAAACGUAAUCAAAAUGAAUUAACACGAUUUCUUGGCGAUCAUCCAAGUUUGGAAUGGAUACAAACCGUUUUCAAUGGUGAUUUAUCGCGGGCAUCACGUAUAUUAUUGUCACUGGCACAAAAUGAAAGUGUUUCCGUUUCGCGUAAACGAACAAUGCUAUCAUUGGCCAAACUAACCAGUUUGGCGGCCGAUGAAGAGCUUUCCAAUGAAAUUGAUAUGAUCAAUGGUGAACUAAAGCUAAUCGAAUACCAAUCAAAGGUAUCAACCCGAAUGCUUCGCAUAUUCGGAUAUGAUCCAGAUAAUCAAAAAGUACUCACAUCUGAAGAAAUUAUAAAUCUAUAUAUUGCUGAUGAAAAUACAGAUGUUACCGAAGAAGACUACCAGAAAGCUUUGAGCCUAAUACCGUACGUCGACGAUCCAUUGGAUAUAAAACAUAAAAUUUGGUGUAGUGCCAUUUUGCGUGAUAAUUGGGAUGCAUACAAUGUCAAUGCACCACUUGAAACGGUGCAACAUUUCAUGGUGUACAAAUUCAUUGACUUCUGUCUCAUUUUAUAUGUUGAUAUUGAAGAAUUUUUGCCACCGCUACAAGAACUAUUGGAUGCACCAGAACUGGGAUCGUUAACCGAGAGCAAAUCGUUUCAAUUUCUAUUGAAAUUAAUUUAUGAAUAUUUUUACGACACAUAUAAGAACACUGUUGCCUAACCGUACAACAAUCUAGACUUAACUCUAAUUUAAAUAUAAAAAUAAAAUAAAAACCAUAUUGAGAUAACAUUUGAAGACAUUAGA